Molecule: messenger RNA, 3442 nt
Organism: Solea senegalensis (Senegalese sole)
Lineage: Eukaryota; Metazoa; Chordata; Actinopteri; Pleuronectiformes; Soleidae
Gene: wee1
Product: WEE1 G2 checkpoint kinase
Exons: 10
Coding region: 560-2410 (616 amino acids)
Biological process (GO): mitotic cell cycle; protein phosphorylation
Cellular component (GO): nucleus
Molecular function (GO): non-membrane spanning protein tyrosine kinase activity; ATP binding; magnesium ion binding
Source: RefSeq, a predicted model, not a curated record
UUGUGCUGAGCAAUCGUUGACGUAACGUCUCCACGGUACUUUCUGGAACGCCCAUCUUUCAAACUUCCUAGACGCUUCGCCAUUGGCUCCCUCUGGUCCUGUGAUCAACGGUCGCGGGAAGUCUUCUGCCACGCGCGUGAUGGGAAGAAGUUGCUAGUUCUUUACCGACAAAGUUUAUGUGUAAACAUUGGUUUGGACGUAAUUCUGAGUCGGCGAACAAUUGAGACGUUGGUGACGGAUACUGAUACAAGAUUCGGACUCAACAGUUGAUCGGAAAGUUCCGGACGUUGCUGGGACGUUGAAGGCAAGCUAACUCCAGUGCCAUUUCUCACCGCUGAUGGGCGUGUAGGAGCUCGUGGACACGUAAACUUUUCUUCUGUGAUGUUAACAAACUUUUAUUGUUAAACCUUGUUGGAUACAUUUGAAGCAAGUACCUUAUUUAAAAGGUAGUUAAGCGUUGGAUACUUUGUGCUUUUUACGGACAACCCCACUGCAACAUUAGUGGAAGCCAAACCGCGUGUUUUCUCCCGUCGAAGAAGCUGGGGUUUAAAUCCUGAAAAUGUCCAGCUACAGCCGUCAACGACAUGGAUCACCGUCCCCAAAGCCUCGACCAAUUCGCCAGAAGUUAUUAUUCACGUCAAGCGAUGGAGAGGACGAGCCUAUUGAGGAUGUUAACAACAGCACCGGUGGAGAGUCCGGCUUCACCGAGCUGGAUUCCCCGAUGCCCGUGCGACGGGAUCCCGGCGAAAAGCUCCUGGAUGACGGCAGCAGCCCUCUGACUCGGUCUGUUGAGGACGACGAAGUUGAACUGUGGGACGAGGAGGGUUUCGGGUCACCGUCUCACCAGCGGUCCCCCGCUAGUGUUAUCUCAACUACCUGCUCACCAUCACCGAGGAAAACGUCCCAACUGUACAGUGGUUCACCGGAGCGGUCCUACGUACAGGACGGCGGAGAAGGCUCCAGCUCUCCGAUCCCAGACUGUCCAGACACUCCUCCGCACAAAACCUUUCGAAAACUCAGACUCUUCGACACCCCGCACACGCCGAAGAGUUUGCUGUCCAGAGCCAGGACCCUCGGAUCCUCCAGCAGGAGAGUUUCCCUGUUCAAGAAUGUGGAGUCCUCAGGAAAGCCAAUCGCAGACAGCAGCAGGAGACAUCAGGCACCUCUGGUCAACUUUAACCCAUUCACCCCUGACUCCCUCCUCAUCCAGUCAGUCACACAGCAGAGAGUCAACAGAAAGCGGGCACACUGGAAUGACUCUUGUGGAGAAGACAUGGAAGCAAGUGAUGGUGAAGAGGAAUUCCUUCCACCCUCAAAGAGGCUCACCAUGAUGGAAAGCAACAUGAUGUCCCGGUACGAAUCGGAGUUCCUUGAACUAGAGAAGAUUGGUUGUGGGGAGUUUGGAGCUGUGUUCAAGUGUGUGAAAAGACUUGAUGGUUGCAUCUAUGCUGUCAAGAGGUCAAAGAAACCUUUGGCGGGAUCAGUAGACGAGCAGAACGCCUUGCGAGAAGUAUACGCCCAUGCUGUGCUGGGCCAACAUCCACAUGUGGUGCGUUACUACUCAGCCUGGGCCGAGAACGACCACAUGCUUAUUCAGAACGAGUACUGCAGCGGUGGCACACUGUCUGACGUCAUUGCAGAGAACUAUAGGCAACUCAGCUACCCAUCACAGCUGGAGCUGAAAGAUCUACUGCUUCAAGUCGCACAGGGGCUCAAAUAUAUUCACUCAACAUUGCUCGUACACAUGGACAUCAAGCCCAGCAACAUCUUUAUUUCUCGCAAAUCUGUACCAAGCUGUGAUGAUUGUGAUGAUGAUGAUGGCCCAACCACCAGUGUUGUCUACAAAAUUGGUGAUCUUGGUCUUGUGACAAGAGUGAACAAUCCACAGGUGGAGGAGGGUGACAGCAGAUACCUGGCCAAUGAAGUUUUGCAAGAGAAUUACAGUGAUCUGACAAAAGCAGACAUCUUUGCUCUGGCUCUGACUGUUGUCAGCGCCUCUGGGGCUGAGCCUCUUCCCACAAAUGGAGACAAGUGGCAUGAAAUCCGACAGGGAAAACUGCCCAACAUCCCUCAAGUUCUUUCACCUGAGUUUAUCAGUCUUCUGAAGCUCAUGAUCCACCCUGACCCAACCAGAAGACCAUCAGCGGCUGACCUCAUCAAACACCCGGUACUCCUCACUGCUGCCAGAAUGAGUGCAGACCAGCUCAGAGCCGAACUCAGUGCCGAGAAGUUCAAGAAUGCACUGCUACAAAAGGAGCUGAAAAAGGCCCAGAUGGCCAGGGCUGCAGCAGAGGAGAAGGUUUUGUCCACUGACAGGGUCCUGACCCGCUCCACAGUCCAGUCCAAUUCCAGAACCUCCAGACUCAUCGGAAAGAAGAUGAAUCGUUCGCUCAGCCUCACCAUUUAUUGAGACUUUGUUCCAUUGUGACAGGACCAUUUUGUUUCUUUCUGGUCGGUCACAGCGCUGAGCUGUUCAGCCAUGUUUGGACAAUGUACAGUUGCCACACUGAACCUGAACUCAAUAGACUUCAGCCUCACUGUCUACUGAGACUUUGCUCCGUUGUGACAGGACCACUAUUUUUUCUUUUGUGUCGGUCACAGCGUUGAGCUCUUCAGCACUGUUGGGACAAUAGACAGUUUGCAACACUGAACCUGAACUCAAGAGACUUUCAUUGCCAAUGUAGUUUUGACCUUUUGCUGAGGAACUUGAGUCUGGGGAAAAAGAACUUGUUCCUCAAAAGGUAGUUGCCCUACCUUUACUCUAUGUCAUUCCAUAAGUUGGCAUAGACGUUAGUCUCUGCGUCUGUCCUUGCACUUCCCUCAAGACGAAGCCGAAGCCUGUUGGCAGCAGAUCAAAGCUGCAGUGAAGCUCUCUUCAGUGUGAAUGUACUUGCCGUCGCCUUGUGCACCUUACUGCCUGUCAAAUGCCUGAUGCUGGGUAUCGGAACUGACUAUUUCUGUUUGUAAUCAAGCACUUUGUAGGCAAAAUGUGGAACCUGCCACAUUUUCAAGAUAAAGAGUAAUUGAUGCUGCUAUUGAUGUUUUGUAUGUUCUGGGGUUUGGCCAGUUUCAGGUCAGAUCACUCUGGAGGUCAUUGGCUCUUAUUUUUAAGUAGGAGGAGUCUACCCCACCUUUCCUUGUCUAAUGGGUUUUAUUUUUCUGCUUGGGUGGAAAAAAAAUUCAUGCAGUUUUAGGAAAAUAAUCCAUCUGGUCUUCUAUUCAUUUGUGUGAAUAGAAGACAGGUUUUGAUUUCCCCCACUGAAUGGUGCUGCCAACCCCGCCUUGUAGCAUUACAACAAUCAUCACCCUGUACCCAAUCCCUCUCAUUCCCUCAAGGCUUGCCUUCAUUUAGAGAGAAGUAUUCAUCUCUGUUAUAAACUCUAACUCAAAAAGGUUUGUUGUAACAUGUACAUAGUUCUUUUAAUAAAUCCUCUUCACUUUA